Culex pipiens pallens (northern house mosquito) is the source of this 1560-nucleotide messenger RNA. Its product is annotated as zinc finger protein 433-like. Gene Ontology annotation, molecular function: RNA polymerase II transcription regulatory region sequence-specific DNA binding; DNA-binding transcription factor activity, RNA polymerase II-specific. The coding region runs from base 156 to 1529 and encodes 457 amino acids. The transcript has 4 exons. NCBI's taxonomy places the organism in Eukaryota, Metazoa, Arthropoda, Insecta, Diptera, Culicidae. Gene Ontology annotation, biological process: regulation of transcription by RNA polymerase II. Gene Ontology annotation, cellular component: nucleus. The record is from RefSeq and is a predicted model, not a curated record.
CGCGGAAGAGCUGCCACCUGUGCGAGAAGGAGUUCAAGUCGGUUCAGUCGCUGGAGUAUCAUCUGAACUGGCAUACUGGGGAUAAACCGUACAAGUGCCAGGUGGGUUGCGACAAGUCCUUCAUUAAUCCGCACCACCGGCGGAGGCACGAGAAGAUGUGCGGACCGGUUGUGGUGCGGGAUGGGGAGGAAGCGGAUCCGACGAAGAUCUACGCGUGUGAUCAGUGCAAUAUGAAGUACGGCAUGAUGGGACAUUUGCUGCGACAUAAGCGGGCCUGCCACAAUGACGAUCCGACGGAGGGUUUCGUUUGUCCCGUUUGUAAGAUGGAAUUUAAGAAAGCCACCCGAUUGAGGUAUCAUCUCUACGAGCAUACCGGCGAAAAACCGUUCAAAUGCUACAACGAAGGCUGCUCGGAAGCGUUCACGACUCCGAUGCGACGGCACGAGCACAACGUUACCUGUGGCCGCUCGUUGGAUCACUACCGGUGCGACGUGUGCAACAUGGCACUUAAAACGGCCAACGGUCUACGAAUCCACAAGCUGACCCACAAGGAACCUACGCUCGAGUGUAAAAUCUGCGGCGCUGGAUUUCAUCACGAGUUUAGAUUGCGGAAUCACAUGAAAAAGAGCCACCCGGAAGCGGACAAACCAGUCGAGCCAGAGCCCGAACCUAAGCGAAUUAAACUAGAACCCGGGUUGGGGCACCAGGAAGUGGUUGAGCCUCUUCCGGUGCAAAUUCCCACUCCGGAACAUCCCUGCCCCCAGUGCAAGCGUACCUUCACCUCCGAAACAAAAGUCAAACAGCACCUGGAGUUCUGUUUCAAGUAUUGCCACCUUUGUCCGGCCAAAUUUCACACCGCAUACGAAUAUAACUAUCAUCUGGCGAUGCACAAAGGAGAGUUAAAGUUUGAGUGCCGUAAGUCUUGCGGCAAGAAGUUCUACGAACCCAGAGACCGCAACAACCACGAGAAGGAUUGCGGAACUUCCGACCCCGGCCAGACCGAUAAACCAGUCCUCUCGUGCGAUCACUGCAACAAGUCCUACUCCUCGGUGGGCUUUCUGCUACGUCACAAGCGGCUCUGCAACAACCCGCUGCCCACAAUCGGCGAUGUGUGGAACUGUCCGCACUGCCCGAAAACGUUUACCCGUUCCGAUGCGAUGCGGUACCACGUGAACCAACACACCGGCGAAACGCCCUUUCCGUGCCGCACCAAGGACUGCAGCGCCGCUUUCGGCGAUCCGGCGGCACGGCAAACGCACGAACGCAGCUGCGGCGCUGACCGUGCGCAGUGUCCGAUCUGCAACAAGGUGCUCAAGACGGCAAAGUAUCUGAAAACGCACAUGGAACACCGUCAUGCGGCGCCGCGACACGAGUGUCCGGACUGCGGGAAGAUGUGCCCUACUAGCCAUAAUCUUAAAGCGCACCAAAAGCGGAAGCAUCAACCAAAAGAAGAGUCUGCAGCGCUUGAAUCGAUCAUCUCUAUUAAGGAAGAGCAGAUCCAGUCGGACGAAGAAAUAGUUGGAAUUUGAAGAAGCGCUUAAAAGCGUGGUAGAAGAUCAA